GACACUUUAUAUCGAUUGGAAUGUGUAGUUGUGACAGUCACGAGGGUCAACACAAUGCUUCACUAUCUUCCAUACAAAACUAGAUGCUCGGAAAAGUGUGAAAUCUUUUAAUUUCACUCAAUGAAUAGACUUGUAAAGUCCCUAGUGAAAUUGAGCAUCGGAUCUCCUUGAGAACGUUCCAAACGAAGUAAUCCGAAAUCUCCGUUAUAACUCUGGAGCUUUAUAUGCAUCCUGCAAUACUGCCCCACUGAGGAACGAAGCGACUUCGUUUAUGGAUGACAGUAAUCUUCAAACUUCCUUCUUCACGAAGCAUAUUUACGGUGACGAAACAAGACCUAGUUCGUCAUCCGGAACAACGAUGUACCGGACUAUUAUUGAUCCUAUUGUACACUAUCGUGAUGAAAAUACCCGUUCUUCCUCCCCGAGACCAGAGAGUGUUCGCUCUUUUGGCUCAGACUAUCGAAAAUCCACAUCAACCCGACCUGCUCCUCUCAGCACUGCAAAAAUUGGUGUUAACAAGGUAUCUCUCUCUCCACUGCUCUCUACAAGCCCCAAACCGAUUUGCCACCUGGAGGAUACAUAUUCCACAGCUAGUCACUUCACCAGAACUAUUAAAACCACCAGCCGCUUAAAACCAGCCACGACUAGUUGCACGGAUGGUAUCCAGUUUUACAGCCUUCAAGAGGGCCUCGACUGGGACGCUAAAGGGUCCAAAGCUGAUUUGAGGGAAUAUCUUGAUCUCCGAAUGCCUAAAUGCGCAUAUCCUGGGACAGUGCGAGAAAAUGCGAGAUAUUUCCUACGCGACCGAAUGCACAACUCACUCACAUCACUUAAUCGAAUAACCAGAGGUGGUAAGAUCAAAUCGGAUGAACCAGAUCACUAUCGAUCUGUGCUCUAUGUUGUUUCUAGAGACAGUCCCAAGUUAACACACAGACACCGAGGUGUACGGAGCAGUGGAAUUUCUUCCACCAGGACUCUUGUAGAUGACAACUUUGGCUUAGAUGAUAUUCUUGGCUCUGAUCAUCAUUAUUCCCCAUCGAAUCGCUCAGUAAGAGUAAGAAAACAACUUCCCUCAUUCCAAAGUAAUCUAUCUUGUACCGAGCUGCGCCAGUCAAAAGAUCGCUCUAAAUACAAAGCGAAUGUUCCUCAUAUAGUAUUUCAGGGGCCGGGUCGUUAUAUUGAAGCAAGGCCGCGUAUUCAGUUUGUGCGUUCGCCAAAGUUAGUAGAGGCUCGAGGAAGCUGGAGUAGCCUACCACAACCGGUUUAUUCAUCUCAUUUCACUGACCGGUUGCAUUCGUUACGAAGCGAUAGCAACAGGGUAAUUGUGGACAUCAAGCCGCGACUGGUGAGUGAAGCUGAUAAACAUCAGAAUACAAGUCAAUGGAUUCAAGUAGGAACCUUGGGAGACGCGAAAGUGAAUGUCAACCACUUCGACACCACAACCUCGGAUGAUUCUGAUCAAAGAAGAAUACAUUCGAAAAUUUACGAUCAGCGCAAAGAUGAUCACGACGAUACACAGUAUGAAGAAAUUGUAGUUCGGAAGUUAAUACGUGAGGAGGAGUCGUUAAAUGUAACCAGUACACAUACACGGCAUAAAAAUAGCCGAGCCCAAAUGAAUGAUACUGCAUCAAAACCGGGUGGAAAAGCAGAUAUCGAAACCAUCGACGAGGAACUCGGUACUCCAGAUGGCACUGCCACAAACUCGAUUAGGAGCAAUAUUACUGUAAAUAUCAGCCCCUAUGGCAGGGAGCAGUACUUUGGUCAAAACUCCCCGACAUCUGUUCUGAAUGCGCAUGUGGAGGGAGCAACACUAGAUGAAGGUGGUGGUGAGGCUCCAGCCAGUGAUCCUGGUCUUCCUGAUGAUGAGCUAAGUGCUACCCAUUCGGCUCCAAAUGUGUCUGAUGUUUUUCAAAGUUCAAGUAAGAGGGAAUAUGUAAGACCUGAAUCCCCUAAUUCUCCGGAUGACAAUCCUGAAACUCGAAAUCCUUUGGAGGUAAAGAUUCGUCCAGAAGUUGCUCCGAAACCCACUCCCAUGGAACAACUCGCAGCAAUUCUGGAAAAACCUUCAGUGGUGACGAGUAUGUCGAAAUCGAAGCAAGUAAAUAAUGGGAAUUUAAGUAACGACACGACGUCUUUAUAUGUCCACGGUACAUUUCCUAGAUCAACGCACAAUUUACAGAAAGAAGCAACUCAGCAUUCGCCAUUGGGGACAGCGAGCUUGGCAAACGAAGGUUUCAUAGAUUCUUCGGUGCCAAGCGUUCGAAAUCUAGCAGCUUUUUUUACGGAGCUUAUUCGCAAACAGCAGCAGCCACACAGCUUCAGAAGUUCCGAAAAACAGUGCAGUGACUAUAAGAACGAGUCGACAAAGUCGGAUAACCAAGUAGUACUCCCACCCUCCUCGCCUUUCUUUUUGCACGGAGAGACGGCCGAAGAACGUGAACGUCGGCUGAAGGCUGUAGAAAACCUCAGAAAACGCCCCACCACUCUUCCUCCCCUCGACUACUCGAAAUACGGAGUCAGGCGAGCGCAUGACCCUGAAAAUCGCACUUUAGACAACUCGAACUCAUACAACAGAAGCCCAUCCGCCGCACGACCCAGCACCCCGCUUUCAACAAACGGACAGCGAUGAUUUAUGCAUAAAACAACUACGUCCCAUUUCUAAAAGGCCGCCUGUGAGUCAGAAUGUCUUUCAAGUUAUUUGUGUUGGUUUCAUUUCAACUAACUUGAGGCAGUUACUCUUACUUGCACAAAGUGGAUGUUGCUUCAAGAGUAUUCAAUCUGAUGUCAGCUUUCAUGAGAAUCACAUAUCACUGAGAUCUCGGUUCGGUCGUAGCUCCAAUACCAAGAGUACAGCAAGCAGUUCCAGGAAUUGGACGAGCCGGAGCCUCCGAAACCUGUACACAGCAGCCCGGUUCUUUAGUAUCCCUACUUGACCUUGUUUCGGACUGUUAUGUACCAUUGCGGUCUUUAUGUAUAACCACGUUGUGAACUCUCUGGUGAGAUUUCUGUGGCACAUGAUCAUCCAGAAUACGAAUGGGAGCAGUAAAUGGAGCCGAUUAUAUUUGGCCACGUUGAACUGCAGAGAUUCUAGUCUGACCAUUCAUAACUACUAACGAGAUCGGCUUGGAACCAUAAUUACAAAUGAACAAUAUGAUGGUUCUAGACCAUGUCAGAUACCCGUGUUUCGGUAUGUGACUAUAUGCCGCUCUGAUAACACAACAAACUUUCAUGUGACAAGUGUCAAUCAGCACCAACAUAGGGAUGCUUUAAACAGGGUCGAACAUGUCUCGAAAUCUGAACAUGGAAUGUUUUCUGUUAGUUUAAACUUUCGCGAAUAAAUCUAAUUUACGAUGAGAUGAAAUAUAACUUGAAACACUGGCAGCG
Molecule: messenger RNA, 3384 nt
Organism: Dicrocoelium dendriticum
Lineage: Eukaryota; Metazoa; Platyhelminthes; Trematoda; Plagiorchiida; Dicrocoeliidae
Source: the annotation of a GenBank genome assembly